UGUUUAGCAAAGCUGGACCUGAUAGUACCAUGCUCUGAAUUUUUCUAGUUGACUCUUCAUCGCUGAACAAUAGACGGCGAUGUAUUCGUGUGACGUCGUUGUGUUAUCCGCUAAUUCACGCAGAGAAGAAGAAAAGCAUGCCUUCUUCCGUUAUGCUACGGAUGCUAACAAGCUAACACACUGGGCCUCCUCGUCAACGGGAGGUUUGAAACAGCUGCUAAUAUUUGUGGAGUUAUCGCUAUUAAAAGACAAAGGACCCCUACAAGAAGAUAGUUGAAAUGGGAGACCCUGCUUUUCAUCGAGACUGUCCUCUUGACUGCAAGGUUUAUGUAGGGAAUCUGGGAAACAAUGGAAAUAAGACAGAGCUGGAAAGAGCUUUUGGGUACUAUGGUCCUUUAAGAAGUGUUUGGGUUGCCAGGAAUCCUCCAGGUUUUGCUUUUGUGGAGUUUGAAGAUCCUAGAGAUGCAUCUGAUGCUGUGCGAGAACUGGAUGGCAGGACCAUGUGUGGGUGUCGAGUGCGUGUUGAGUUGUCUACUGGAGAAAAACGGUCUCGGAGCCGUGGUCCUCCUCCAUCUUGGGGUAGACGCCCUCGGGAUGAUUAUAGGCGCCGGAGUCCUCCAGUCAGACGCAGAUCACCAAGAAGGAGGAGCCUGAGUCGCAGUCGCAGCAGGUCUCUUUCAAGAGAAAAACGCAGAUAUCGAUCUCUGUCUAGAGAUAAGAACCGUAAGAGGUCAAGAUCUUUCUCACGAUCAAGAAGUCGGUCCAGGUCUAACGAAAGGAAAUGAAGAUCCUGGAUAGUUCUGCUGGAACACGCUAUGGCUGUGAAAAGUGUUUUUUUUUUAAGUCAUGUUAGAUUUUUUUGUAAGUUUAAGGCAGCCAAUCAGUGGCCAAGUUAUACUUCUGUCCUUUAUGUGAACAACAAAGGAUUGAAACGUUUUCAUUUCGUCAGCUGCCAUGGCAAGAUUUCACAUUUAACUUUUUUUUUCUUUCAUUCAGAGAAAUCUGUCUUGCCCUGCAUGUUUUGAAACUGAAUACUGCAUUUAAACUGUGACAUGUUUUUUUUAAACUGUGGAAUUAAAGUCUCGUGAUGUUUUUGUUUCUCAUCUUUUAUUCUUGGUUUAAUUUGUUUAUUUCAAUAGUUCACUGUAAGAUGCAGUAGUGGGAGUGUACCUUUUAUCAUUAUAAAUACUGGUGCUGUUAUGUGUGAGCUAUCUCGAAAUCUUCAUCUGUUAUGCUGUAUUUUACCCACUAUUUGCCACUUUGGCAAAAACUGCAUUUACCUCCUGCUUUGCUUGACAAUUUGUGAUGAUGCAGCUGAACUUGUUCAAUAAAUGUUUUUCUUAAGUGA
Molecule: messenger RNA, 1348 nt
Organism: Melanotaenia boesemani (Boeseman's rainbowfish)
Lineage: Eukaryota; Metazoa; Chordata; Actinopteri; Atheriniformes; Melanotaeniidae
Gene: srsf3a
Product: serine and arginine rich splicing factor 3a
Exons: 7
Coding region: 279-785 (168 amino acids)
Biological process (GO): mRNA splicing, via spliceosome
Cellular component (GO): nuclear speck
Molecular function (GO): RNA binding
Source: RefSeq, a predicted model, not a curated record